Messenger RNA from Fusarium graminearum PH-1, 2460 nucleotides. RefSeq lists its product as uncharacterized. The coding region runs from base 1 to 2460 and encodes 819 amino acids. The record is from RefSeq and is a predicted model, not a curated record. NCBI's taxonomy places the organism in Eukaryota, Fungi, Ascomycota, Sordariomycetes, Hypocreales, Nectriaceae. The transcript is spliced from 6 exons.
AUGACCAUCAAUUUUUUCAAAGGCGGCAACUAUCGUGAAAUACAAUACAAUAUCUCAUCAGACAAAGGAAGAUCGAUCACGGUACAAACACAGUUUGCGCCAUUGUUGAUAAACUACAGAGUAUACUACGUGAAAAUACAGCUUUUAGAACAAAUAAGUUGGCCUUCUCCUACCCUCAUUUACUCGACGCAAGCACCCGCGAGACGAUUGGCAACGCACAAAGACAAUACCAUAUACAACCGAAACGAACUGCGAAGCAGCCCAGCAGACGCAACAGUGACGGCAACGGAGAAGAGGAAUACAGCAUAUUCAGUUACACAAACGCAAUACUUGGUGCACGAAAACAGUCACUAUCCGCUUCAAGCUAAUACCAUUCUCAUGAAUAGUUCCCCUACCAAGUGGUCUGCACCUGGCCUUGGUGAACAAAAUACAUCCUGUUUCUUGGUUCACUCAAGUAUCACCAUUUCAAACUUGGCUACAAUCGAUUGCACUGAUCAACAAAUACUCGGCAAAUCGACAAACGAUAAGAUGGCGGCAGAUCAAGGGUUUGGAAGAGGCCCGCUUGAGGGGUCUAGACGGAGUUUGUCCACGUCAGGCCCUGGACCUAACGGUGAAGGCGAGACGAGACCAGAGAAGGAGACAACUAGAAAACCAUCAGCCGACGAAAAGGACGAGGACACGCAAUCAUCACAAGUCUUACCACGCGGGUAUGACAAUAUCUCUAAUGCACCAGCAACGGCGGCGGCACCGCUCUCACGAAACCCUUCAGAAAUGUCAACAACCUCAGCCACAUCAAGUCCAGGACCUGACAGCAGAAGGUCUCCUGCCCCAAGUCAACCACUUGAGCCCCCUGUCACAAAAUCAAGCCUUGGCGAGCUUGAGGUAUCCAAGAUCAUCAACAACCCCAAACUAAGGCACGACAUCAACUUCGACCCUGAACUACAUUUCAGACCUAAUGUCGAAGGUGACAAGGGCCGAAGAAAACACGACCGCGCCAGUAUCUUCUGGACAACCCUCAAGGAGGAGCUCCUUGAAUUCAUCGUGGACCGUGAUAGUUUCUACGCAAAACAUGGCACAGGUGACGACUGGUGCUUGCCAAAGCUUCUGAAGUCCGUGAAGGAGAUUAUUCAAACUUUGGUGCCACAGCGUGACCGUCAAUUUCUUGACGAGGGUCUCAACGUGGAACUUUUAAUGCAACAGUUUCACCGCGGAAUCGCUGAUCUGGAGAAGCUUGCUUCAUGGCUUUCACGAGUUCUCAAAUCUCACUGCGCACCAAUGCGAGAUGAGUGGGUUGACUCCAUGUACAAGCAGCUCAGCAACGGCAACAGCAACAACGAUGUCGAGGAGCUUGUCAACGGCAUGCGAAGUUUACUUAGCGUCCUCGAGGCGAUGAAGCUAGAUGUUGCAAACCACCAGAUUCGCUGUCUUCGACCGGCCCUCAUUGAAGAGACAACAGCCUUUGAGCAAAAGUUCUUGAUGAAGAAGCUGCGAAAUCGCAAGAUGGAUAUCGGUGACGCUAAGCCAUGGUAUCAGGAUGCUGCUAGAACAUAUCCUAGCAGCACUGGAAAAAUGUCGUCUCACUUUGGUGAUAUGGGUGUCUUUUUCGAAGGACUGUCUCGAUCGAUGCUCCCUUCCGCUGGCGAGAAGCCCUUGCCUGGCACCUUCUUCUUUGAUGAGGACCGCCUCGGACGUGCCAGAUCCGACAUUCUCGACGCUAUCAACUUGGAUGUCUGCAUGCGCAUGUAUGAAGACUUGGAGCGGGUUUCACGUCUCCAGUCACCCCCGGCUUGCCUCAGUGCUGUCCCGGACGAUCAUGAGUUCAACUUCAACACACCGCCCUCAGCAAACUCUCGACCUUCAAGUGUUGCACUAAGCUCUUCGGGCUCAAACUUCUCAUCACCACGGUCAUCCCUGGUCCUCCCUGCAUACUUGACUGCAGAUACCAAUGAGUCUAAGUCGAGGGCUCGAAAUCUUCGCGACACUCUAGUAGCAUUGCUUCAACAGGCGCCACAUGAUCUCCACUACCACGAGCGAUGGCGAGCAAUGGCUCCCUCUCUAGCUCUCCAGAUCUUCCGUUUCACCAACGCCCCCAUGGAUAUGCUUACUCGUUUCGAGGAGAAGUUGACCGAGAACGUGUGCCGCAUCUCGUCACCCAUUUACCAAGAGAUGGAGGAGGCGUACCGCAAUCGACUUGUUACCGAACUCGCCACGCGUGUACGCUACUUUAAGUCGCUGUCCGGUGUUUGCUUGUUUUCGAUUGCCACCGGUAACCGUGUGCCAGCUAGCAGCCGCAGUCUAGAUGCAGGACGAGACCGAGACUUGGAUGCAGCCAUCCGUAUGGGUCAACAGGAAGGUGGUAUUGAAGACAUUGCCACCCGUAUUGCUCAUGUUGGCGUUGUCCACUGGAGGAUAUGGGCUCGCAUGGCAUAUGUUGACGAGGAUGAUAUGUCUUUGGACUAA